AUGGCAGCGUGGGCGUCCCUUUUGUCCUCCGCCCUGCUAUGGCUGACCCUGCUCUCCUUCGGCGGAAAGGCCAAUGGGGAGAGCACCUUCGGAGCAGUCAGAAUUACGAGUCUGGUACCCUCCCUCGGUUGCUCCCCGUCCAAAGGUUGACCGUUUUUUUGCUGGUCUAGUGAGAUUUCUUAUAUUCAUACCCAAAGUCAUAAAUAUAUGUAUUUAUAAAAUUAUCUGAAUCAAUAUGAUCAAAAGUUACGAUAGAAUUCUGACCUAUGCACUGAUGCAGCUCCCGGCCACAGCUCUCUGCCGGUCGUCCAACGCAACGGUCCUUGCGCAGCCAAGUCUGUUAGCAAACCCAACCACCUUCAAUCUCUCGCCCAGGAUUCUCUGCGAGUCGCUUCACUGCAGGAAAUAGUUUCCGGCGUCUCCCGUGGGAACGAUACAGUGCUCCUGGGAAGCCAGAUCUCCAUCCCGGCGAGGAGUGGCCUGUACCUCGGAACCGGUAAUUACGUCAUUACUGUUGGUUUUGGCACUCCGACGAAGAGCCAGACCGUCAUCUUCGAUACCGGAAGCAACGUGAACUGGAUCCAGUGCAAGCCGUGCCUUGUAAGCUGCUACUCGCAGCAAGAGCCUUUGUUCGAUCCCCUCCUCUCGUCUACCUACCGUAAUGUCACCUGCGCAGCGUCCGCGUGCCUCGAGCUUACCAGCAGAGGUUGCUCGGGCACCACCUGUCUCUAUGGGGUGACCUACGGCGACGGAUCCUCCACCGUUGGAUUCCUCGCCAUAGAUACCUUCACGCUGACGUCCACCAAAGUGUUCAGUAACUUUAUAUUUGGGUGCGGCCAGAACAACCGGGGGCUGUUUAGGGGGGCUGCCGGGCUUAUCGGGCUCGGACGCAGCCCCUACUCGCUUAACUCGCAGACAGCCAGCAGUCUGGGCAAUAUCUUCUCCUAUUGUCUCCCUUCCACAAGCAGCUCAACCGGCUACCUCAAUAUCGGCAAUCCGUUAAGAACUACCGUUGCUUACACGCCGAUGAUUACGGAUUCACGCGCACCCACCCUCUACUUCAUUGAUCUCGUUGGAAUUACCGUAGGGGGGACACGGCUUGAAUUGUCGCCGACCGUCUUUCAAUCUGUUGGGACAAUCAUAGACUCUGGGACGGUGAUCACCCGCCUACCCCCUGCGGCGUACAGUGCACUUCGGACGGCCUUCCGCGCGGCCAUGACGCAGUACCCACUGGCUCCGGCGGCCAGUAUACUGGACACUUGUUAUGACUUCCGUAACUCGGCGACCCUGACGUAUCCGGUGAUCAAGUUAUUGUACACCAAUCUCGAGGUCACGCUUCCGGCAACCGGGGUGUUCUACGUGAUCAGCUCAGCACAGGUCUGCCUGGCCUUCGCCGGGAACUCGGACUCCUCCCAGAUCGGCAUCAUCGGCAACGUUCAGCAGAGGACAUUCGAGGUGACCCACGACAAUAUUGCGAAUAGAAUCGGGUUCUCAGCCGGGGCAUGCAGCUGA
Molecule: messenger RNA, 1512 nt
Organism: Spirodela intermedia
Lineage: Eukaryota; Viridiplantae; Streptophyta; Magnoliopsida; Alismatales; Araceae
Source: the annotation of a GenBank genome assembly